UAGACUCCCGCGUUUCGCGAGUUUCCCCGUAAAACCACAACUCUGGCGAGUCGGGGAUAAAGAUACGAUCUCUCCGAGAGCUCAGAGAAUUAGUCGUCGCUUGAAUCCCCUCAUACUCCAGGAUAAAAUCAUGGCAGAAUCAAAGGUCUGGCUAGUUACUGGAUCAUCCUCGGGUUUUGGCCGGUCCAUGACAGAACUCCUGUUGAAGAACGGAAACAGAGUGGUUGCAACUCUACGCCGCAGAGAAGCCCUGUCAGAUCUCGCCAAACACUAUCCUGCUUCACAGCUGUUGAUUGUCCAGACGGAUGUCGUAAAAAGGUUGGAGGUGGCUGCCGCAUUUGCGAAAGCCAAAGAGGUGUUCGGACGUGUCGAUGUAGUCUUCAAUAACGCGGGCACGGCUGUCAUCGGAGAAAUGGAAUCCUUGAGCGACGAAGACGCUCGCCAGAUCUUGGAAGUUAACUUUUGGGGCGCAUCAAAUGUGACAAGGGAGGCAAUUCGGAUGUUUAGAGAAGUGAACAAACCUGCCGGGGGAAGACUGUUGCAGGUUUCUUCUGCGCUGGGUCUGCGUGGAAGAGCUGCAGCUUCCUAUUAUGCCGCAUCUAAACAUGCAUUGGAAGGAUUUAGCGAAAGCAUCGCACAAGAACUGGACUCGGCAUGGAAUAUACAGGUUACUAUAAUCGAGCCGGGCCCAUUCCGGACGAUGAUGUUCAAGGACAACAUGCAACUUGUUCCUCAGCAUCCAGCAUAUGCAAACCCAGAGUUACCUGGUUCCAAAUUCCGCCAAUUUAUGACUUCAACUCUGGCAGACGGAGACACCGAAAAGGCGGUGGUAGUCAUUGAGAAGCUUACUCACCUAGAUGAAGCACCGCUGAGAUUUCCGUUGCAUAAACUUGCAGUAAGAGCGGGGAGAGAGAAAGGAAAGAGUCUCAUUGAAACCAUGGACAGAUACGAAUCGUGGACGGAAAACGUCUAUUUCACGUAGUACAGUGGACUCGUAGCACUUGCUUGGUUCUUGGACUCAAUCGUGAAUGCAG
Molecule: messenger RNA, 1034 nt
Organism: Suillus paluster
Lineage: Eukaryota; Fungi; Basidiomycota; Agaricomycetes; Boletales; Suillaceae
Product: NAD(P)-binding protein
Exons: 5
Coding region: 131-982 (283 amino acids)
Molecular function (GO): oxidoreductase activity
Source: RefSeq, a predicted model, not a curated record